Molecule: messenger RNA, 1695 nt
Organism: Cladophialophora psammophila CBS 110553
Lineage: Eukaryota; Fungi; Ascomycota; Eurotiomycetes; Chaetothyriales; Herpotrichiellaceae
Exons: 1
Coding region: 1-1695 (564 amino acids)
Source: RefSeq, a predicted model, not a curated record
AUGCCUGUUGCCAAAUACAAGGUUGCCGAUGCGUUCACCUUCUUAAACUACGACAAUCCAGACCAUAGCGCCUCGCACCGAAGAGUGGUCAAAUCACACAUCUCCAGCAAAUACCGGGCAGCCAUCCGCCAGCAGACCCAGCCUGGCUACGCAUUACCGCAUCAAACUGCCAAUAACAAAGUCAAAGACUCAGUGCCCAAGCGAAGGUGCAAGAGGACACACACCUCACUUGAGUCAGACCCAGCGCAAGAUCGCCGAUGGUCCUGCGCGCCCUCUCCGCUCCAAGUCAGCUUCAGCGGUACACGGACGGAUCCAUUCAGACUCUUGCCCGGACAAGAAACACCAUGUGUCGCCAGGGCCCUGGAUUAUUACACGCAGGCUAUUUCGCCCUCCAUGCAGCCAUUGUUUCUGGCGGUCAACAUGGGCAAUCCAUUGACGGUUUGGAUUUAUCCUUUAAUCCUGUCACAUGAAAGUGCUUAUCAUGGAGCGGUCGCGCUGUCUCAGGCGUAUUUGGAAAUGUGUCAAGCACCAACGCGCAAACCAUCUUUGGAGGUUACUUUCCAUCGGCGCAAAGCUGUGUCCAUCUUGUGUAGCCAGCUUUCUCAUCUCCGUGGCCCCCCGGACGACGGCAUCCUGAUGACUGUGCUGGCUUUGGCAUGCCUUGACGUUUUAUACAGAGAGGACAGAAUCGCCAAUCGCAAGGGUCUAGCACUCAUCGUUGCGCUCAAGGGGGGACUUGACAAUCUUGGAUUGCGUGGACUCGUCAAGGCUUUUCUUGUUCAGUUUGACUACUUCUGGAUGCUCGAGACCGGGGCCGGGACCAUUUUCCCUUUCACAAAGCGCAAAGGCCGGAGAGCAUAUCCGCAACAUCCGCUCAACGACGAUUUUCUUCCGUUGAUUACGACGCUACCACCAGGGUUUGCUGCAAUUGCUCGUCAGGGCACCUUGGGCUUCGACACUAUCCGGAUCCUCUCACGAGUAAGCACGUUUCUUCAAUCUAAAAUCGUCUACCCCCCACGUCCGAUCGAGGAACAUCCAGUUUCAGAUGACCAAGAUUACCCGGACCUCUUCGAAGUAUGUGCCUGUCUCCAGUCGUCCGCUUGCACUGAGCAUAGCUUGGAGAAGAACUUAAUCCUCGCGGUGAUUAUGUUCGGCUUCGAUAUGAAUAAUCCCAAUGGCUCAAUAUCGAGAGUUGCAGCAUAUAGAGGCUCAAGGCAGGAAUUGAUCCGGUCCCUUCCCUCUACCCGCACGCAGAAUCCGGAAGAGAGAGCUUGCUUGAUUUGGAUCAUGAUGAUUGUGAUAAGAUCUUUGGGCUUGGAGCUUCCGCUUGCUACUCAAGCAAUAGCUCUUGGUAAAAGGUUCUUCGCGCAGUUCGCCGAGGUUAGAUCGUGGGACGCAGUGGAGUCAGCAAUGCGUCGCUUCCUCUGGUACGAGCCACUCGCGGGAGGAUUGAGGAACAGCUGGCGACAAGCGUUAGACGAAUAUCAAAGAGAAUUUCCAUCCACCUGGACUUCGGUGGUGGCCAUGACAGACUCGACGGGCGCCAUUGGAAGCCAACAACUCAGUCACAUCAGCGCAUCGAACCGGGAGAAGGGCGACGGAUAUGUACAGGAAGCUUUUCAGGAACGCGAAGUUGCCACGCUGCCGCCCAUGUUGACAUUAGAUACAUACUUGACAGAGGUACAGUCACUGUAA